Oncorhynchus gorbuscha (pink salmon) is the source of this 889-nucleotide messenger RNA. RefSeq names its product putative thiamine transporter SLC35F3. The record is from RefSeq and is a predicted model, not a curated record. NCBI's taxonomy places the organism in Eukaryota, Metazoa, Chordata, Actinopteri, Salmoniformes, Salmonidae. Bases 1 to 885 code for a protein of 294 amino acids. Gene Ontology annotation, biological process: transmembrane transport. Gene Ontology annotation, molecular function: transmembrane transporter activity. The transcript is spliced from 7 exons. Gene Ontology annotation, cellular component: membrane.
AUGAACCAGGAGUUCCAGGAGUGUUGUCGGUUCUUUGGGGACGACGGGCUGACAGCCAAGGUGUUCUUCACUAAGGUGGCUCCAUUUGGAUUGCUGUGGAUCCUCACCAAUUACCUGUACCUACAGGCCCUGAGGAAGAUCAACACUACAGACGUGUCAGCUCUGUUCUGCUGCAACAAGGCCUUCGUAUUCCUGCUCUCUUGGAUCGUACUGAGAGACCGCUUCAUGGGGGUCAGGAUCGUGGCGGCCAUCUUUGCCAUCGCUGGCAUCGUGAUGAUGACCUACGCUGACGGCUUCCACAGCCACUCUGUCAUGGGGAUCACCUUCGUUGUGGCCUCCGCUUCUAUGUCUGCACUCUACAAGGUGCUCUUUAAAAUGGUCCUGGGCAGUGCCAAGUUUGGGGAGGCAGCGCUCUUUCUGACGAUCGUCGGCGGGGCUAAUUUUGUGUUCAUCAGCUUUGUGCCAGUCAUCCUGUACUUCACCCAUGUGGAAUACUUUGGUUCUCUUGAGGACAUCCCCUGGUUAUACCUCUGUGGGGUAGCAGGCCUGCUCUUUGCUUUCAAUAUCCUGGUGAACUUUGGCAUUGCCAUCACGUACCCCACAUUAAUCUCUCUGGGCAUCGUCCUGAGUGUCCCUGUCAAUGCCAUGGUUGACCUGUACACAUGUGAGAUCCACUUCAACGCAGUGCGUCUGAUCGCCGUGUUGAUCAUCUGCCUGGGCUUCCUGAUGUUGCUGCUUCCAGAGGACUGGGACCAGUGCUUCAUCCAGCUCCAUGCUAAGCUGCAGAGUAAACGGGAGGAACCAGCUGAGGAGGAGGCAGGGCCCGGCUCCAGCCUCAACUGGAGCAGGAGAGCAAGGCCCUCCAUGUCUACCUUUACACACUGACCAC